This is a messenger RNA of Exophiala viscosa, 1410 nucleotides long. RefSeq names its product FAD dependent oxidoreductase. The transcript is spliced from 4 exons. The record is from RefSeq and is a predicted model, not a curated record. NCBI's taxonomy places the organism in Eukaryota, Fungi, Ascomycota, Eurotiomycetes, Chaetothyriales, Herpotrichiellaceae. The coding region runs from base 1 to 1410 and encodes 469 amino acids. Gene Ontology annotation, molecular function: flavin adenine dinucleotide binding; sarcosine oxidase activity.
AUGUCGUUGUCCAAAAGCUCUCCGAUCAUUAUCAUUGGAGCAGGCGUGUUUGGAUUAAGCACAGCAAUACACUUAGCACAACGAGGCUAUAGCAAUGUAAAGGUGCUCGACAAGCAGGCAUAUAAGCAGACUAAAUAUGCUUAUGAUGCAGGUUGCGAUGCAGCCUCGGCAGACAUGAACAAGAUCAUGCGAGCGGGAUAUGGAUCACAACUUGAAUAUCAGAACCUUGCUUUGGACUCUGUCUCACAAUUCAAGCAGUGGAACGAGGAAAUCAAAAGUGGUCAAACACUGCCACCAGGUUUCACCAAAUCCGACAUCAUAUACUGCAACAAUGGCAAUCUCACGGUCAACGAGAAAGAGGACCUCACACAGUUCGACAUUGAUACUGUGAAGAACUUUGCCGCAGUCGGGCUUGAAAACACCCAAUUUAUCUUGACUAAUCCCGACCAUGUCAAGCAAGCAGAGGCCGAGGGAUUCGGAUUUGCGGUCAAUCCAUUCCGUCGAAAGCCUGAGGAAAACCACGGCGUCCUGGAUACCUAUGGCGGCAUGGUGUAUGCAGACCGUGCCUGCCGCUACGCUCUGCAUAAAGCGGAGGCCCUAGGCGUACAACUGGUGCUUGGUGGUGCGGCAGGCACAUUCUCAGAUUUCUUCACGGAGGACGGAGUUUCUCGUCUGGCAGCUUUGACCAUCAUGGCUUGUGGUGGCUGGACGCCGUCUCUGAUCCCUGAGCUCGACGGCCUCUGCGAGACGACAGGCGGUAGUGUCACCAUAUUCCAGCUGCCUCCGGGGAAUCAAGCUUUGUGGGAUCGUUUUGCACCAGAGAACUUUCCUACCUGGAAGUACAAGAUCCGAGAUGGCGCGGCUGGCGGCCUGUAUGGCUUCGCACGCGACUCUCAAGGAAGAGUGAAGAUCGGUUAUCGCGGGACAAAAUAUACCAAUCCUCAAAUUCAGCCAGAUGGCGCUGUGAGAAGUAUUCCGAUCACACGCUGGACACGGGAGUCAACCAGGCAGUUACCACAGCAAGCGGCCACGGUGAUCAAACAAUUUGUACAGCAGUAUCUUCCCGAGCUACUUUCAUGUUCAAUGAAGUCGCGAUUAUGCUGGUAUACUGACUCAUUCGACAAUCAUUUUGUUAUCGACUUUAUGCCCAACACAGAAGGACUUCUGAUCGCCACGGGAGGGAGCGGUCAUGGUUUCAAAUUCUUGCCCAACUUGGGGAAGUUUGUGGUAGACAAGAUCGAAGGCAAGAAGGACGAAUCUGGUCUCCUCAGCAAAUGGAAGUGGAGGAGUCUAGAAUCCGGGGAGCAAGCUUAUAAUAGCAUCAUGGAGGGCACACGGAGUGCCCGAGCUUUACAAAGACAGGUAUUGACGAGGGAAGACAGCCUCAGCACACAAACGAGUUUACUGUGA